CUUUUCUUUUUAUAAAUUCCUUUCCCCUCUCAGAUCCAUUGUCAGUUUUUUUUGUCUUUAUUCCGCAGUUUUGGCUGCCCGUCUGUGGUGCUGCCAUGUUUGGUCGGCAGAAUAACUUCUCCUGACUGAGUUGCGUCAACUUUUCUGUUAGUAGUAUAUUCAGUAAACUGUUCAAGUUUAAACUUAAUGCGAUCUUUUUACUCAAUCAAAUACAGUGGAAGAUCGCAACAUUUGUAAUUACAAUUAAGAAGAAGAGCGAAAUCUUCAAUAACUGCUUCAGCUCAAUGACGACUAAUUCCAACUGUAACCUUUACGUCCUAACUGCUUCUCAAGAUGUAAAUCUUGUCCAGUGAACGAAUUCGGGUUGCUUUUGUGGCCAGUGGGAGAGCCAGGAAUUUAUGCUAAGGGGGUUCGAAAAAAUACUAGAAAGUUACACUUGUGGAUUUGAACCCCCUUUGAUACUAUACUAGAAUCUUUAUGUCAAGGGGAAUCAAUAGUUUAUAUACCCAAAGAGAUUCAUUUUUGGCCUAUUUCCGCUGUAUAAUUUUCGGAGAAAGGGGAUUCAAUUGAACCCCCUUUGCUCUACAUAGCUCCGCUCCUGUUCGUGGUUAUAUGGCAGCACUCAAGUUCAUGGAUGCUUGUGAGUACAAUAAGCCUCCAGGGCUGGUCAGCGAUGGUGGUGGCGCUGAACUGGAAAAUUACUUGUCAGAAGAAACUCGAGAAGCAUGUUUAGGACUUCAUCCAGAUAGACUUGCAUCUAUUGUUAGUUCCUACGACAUCAAAACCUUAAAUAAAAUAGGAGGAGUUGAAGGGAUCGCAAGUAGGCUGAGAGUCUCAUUGGAUGAAGGAGUGAAAAAAAGUGAUGUGCAUAUCAGACAAAAUAUAUAUGGAUCGAACAAAUACAUUGAGAAACCUUUUAAAAGUUUUUGGACUUUUACAUGGGAGGCUUUGCAGGAUAUAACUCUCAUCAUCCUCAUGGUUUGUGCUGUUGUCUCUAUUGGUGUGGCGCUUGCCACCAAAGGGUGGCCAAAAGGAACAUAUGACGGGCUGGGAAUUCUACUUAGCAUAUUCUUGGUAGUCAUAGUUACUGCAAUUAGCGACUACAAGCAGUCAUUGCAGUUCAGGGAUUUGGAUAAGGAGAAGAAAAAGAUAUUUAUCCAGGUCACAAGAGAUGGAUCCAGGCAGAAGGUUUCCAUUUAUGACUUGGUGGUUGGUGACGUAGUUCACUUAUCUAUGGGGGAUCUGAUUCCCGCUGAUGGAAUAUUCAUAUCUGGAUACAGCUUGCUAAUUGAUCAAUCAAGCCUAUCUGGUGAGAGUGUACCCGUAAGCAUAUAUGAAGGAAGACCUUUUCUUCUAUCUGGAACCAAAGUGCAAGAUGGUUCAGCUAAGAUGCUAGUAACAACUGUUGGAAUGAGAACCGAAUGGGGUAAGCUGAUGGAGAGGCUAACAGAUGGGGUAGAAGAUGAGACUCCUCUGCAAGUUAAGUUGAGUGGUGUUGCUACCAUUAUUGGAAAGAUAGGACUAGCAUUUGGUCUGCUUACAUUUAUGGUGUUGACAGUCAGAUUUAUGGUAGAGAAAAUACUUCACCACGAGCUCACGAAAUGGUCUUCGAGUGAUGCACUUACUCUUCUAAAUUACCUCGUGACAGCAGUGACUAUAAUUGUUGUUGCAGUUCCAGAAGGACUGCCUCUGGCAGUGACGUUGAGUCUUGCAUUUGCAAUGAAAAAGCUAAUGGACAACCAGGCAUUAGUGAGGCAUCUUUCUGCAUGUGAGACAAUGGGUUCAGCUACUUGCAUAUGCACAGAUAAGACAGGAACACUUACUACAAACCAAAUGGUAGUCAAGAAGAUAUGGAUUUGUGAAAAAACUAAAAAGGUAGAAACUGAUGGAGGUGGGGAUGCAGUAACUUUGAAUAUAUCAGAAAAUGCAUUGGCCUUUCUUUUACAGGCAAUAUUUCACAAUACGGGAGCAGAGGUAGUUAAGGAUCAUGAUGGAAACAAGUCGAUUCUGGGAACACCAACAGAAUCAGCAAUAUUAGAUUAUGGAUUGCUUCUUGGUGGUAAUAUUUAUGAGCAAAGGAAGGACUGUAAAUUCCUAAAAGUUGAGCCUUUCAAUUCAGAAAAGAAAAAGAUGUCUGUGCUUAUUGCUCUCCCAGAUGGCAAAGUCCGAGCUUUCUGCAAGGGUGCAUCUGAGAUAAUCCUAAAAAUGUGUGACAGUCUUAUUGAUCUUAAUGGUGAAAUUGUUCCUCUGACAGAAAAUAGAAUAAGAAAUAUUAUGGAUGUCAUUAGUGAAUUCGCUGGCGAAGCCUUGCGUACUCUUUGUGUGGCCUUCAAGGACUUUGAGGAUGGCUGUGAAGAAAAUAUUAUUCCUGAUAGUGGCUACACAUUGUUAGCUAUUAUUGGGAUUAAAGAUCCAGUUCGUCCUGGGGUUAACAAGGCAGUAAAAACAUGUUUAGCUGCUGGAAUUACUGUGCGAAUGGUCACCGGUGACAAUAUUAAUACAGCCAAAGCCAUUGCUAAAGAAUGUGGGAUACUAACUGCUGAUGGUUUGGUCAUUGAAGGCCCAGAUUUUCGGGACAAAACUCCUGAUGAGAUGAGGCAAAUAAUUCCUAGAAUUCAGGUGAUGGCGCGAUCAUCACCAACGGACAAGCUUGUGUUGGUAAAGAAUUUGAGAGGUAUGUUUAAAGAGAUUGUUGCAGUUACUGGUGAUGGCACGAAUGAUGCCCCUGCUCUCCGUGAGGCAGAUAUUGGACUUGCUAUGGGUAUAGCAGGAACCGAGGUUUGUAGAUUUGCUCCUGUUUUAGGUUAAUAUAUUCUUACCAUUUUAUUGUAUUAAAGAUUCCAAAUUACAGUUUUUCUUUUCUUCUGCAGUUAAUAUUUUGUUCUCAUAUAAGGGCAUAAACUAUACCUUAGGAUUUUCCAUUUGAAUUGCUCAUUUACUUAAGUCUAUACAGUUGCCAUACUUAUAAAGAAGAAAGGUUUUGGAGUCCUAACUGAAGUGGCUCAUUGACAAGUUAGAGCAAUUAAAAAUCAAUGGUCUUUCUCGCAGUAGUAUGUUCAGUCGUUUGCAAUUGCAAUAAAUUCAAGAUUAUGGC
Molecule: messenger RNA, 3094 nt
Organism: Nicotiana tabacum (common tobacco)
Lineage: Eukaryota; Viridiplantae; Streptophyta; Magnoliopsida; Solanales; Solanaceae
Source: RefSeq, a predicted model, not a curated record